AUGAAAUUUGUAUAAUUUAGAUUUCUAAUAAGCUUCGUCAAAAUUAUCAAAUAAGGUAGAAUGGAUAGAUGAUGCUUUAUUACAUAUUAAUUGUAAAGUUGAAAAUAGAAAUCUAGGAAAAACAGUUAUGCACAUUGGGAAUCAUAAAGAUUUGGGACUUCACUUCAAAAUUUCUUUUGAAAUUUUUUGCUGUAAAUUUCGAAAGAAAAGCUUUCUUACAUUAUUACUUAUAAGAUGGUAUGGAUGAAAUGGAAUUCACUGAGCCUGAAUCAAAUCUAAAUGAUUUUGUCUCUGAGUAUUUUAAUGCUGUUACGGAAUGUCGGAUUACGAUGCAGAGGAGUAAGGUUAUGACUAGGACAUAUGAGAAUAAUUAUAAAUUAUUAAUUAUUCUUAAUAAAACCAUUUUCUAGGUAUUCCUAGAGAAUAAUAAGGUUCUUUUAAAAAGAAUUAUGUAAUCCUGUUGA
Paramecium octaurelia is the source of this 464-nucleotide messenger RNA. NCBI's taxonomy places the organism in Eukaryota, Ciliophora, Oligohymenophorea, Peniculida, Parameciidae. The record is from the annotation of a GenBank genome assembly.